GCAGAGUGCAUGGCGAGAACGGGAGACUGAGGCUUCCCUGACUGCACCGCCUUGGAUACAGCGCUUCGGAGCCGCAUUGGGACGGGAAAGUCACAGCUAUCCAUAGGAAUGUGUGAGAGGGGAUGCGCUUCCCCAGGUAGAACAAAACCAUGUUAAUCUAGUGAGAGCAGACUUCACCGCUUAGUGAAAGGAUAUUCAACACAUCCAGAAUCUGCCAUGGUUCACAAGACAGCAGAUGGGGAUAGGUUCUGCUCGUGCCUCAAUUCCUUCGGAGCUGCAGAAUGCGUACGCCGGCAAGACCGUAGGACUCAUAGCAUUUGUAUGGUCUCAGACUUUUUUUAUCCAAACAUGGGAGGGGUGGAAAGUCAUAUUUAUCAACUAUCCCAGUGCCUGAUUGAGCGAGGACACAAAGUUAUAAUCGUUACUCAUGCCUAUGGGGACAGAAAGGGAAUCCGCUACCUUACUAAUGGCCUGAAAGUAUAUUAUUUACCUCUGAAGGUCAUGUAUAACCAGUCGACUGCAACAACCCUCUUGCACAGCCUUCCUCUUCUCAGGUAUAUCUUUGUAAGGGAGCGAGUCUCAAUUAUUCACUCGCAUAGCUCAUUCUCUGCUAUGGCCCAUGACGCUCUCUUCCAUGCAAAGACUAUGGGUCUCCAUACGGUUUUUACGGACCAUUCACUCUUUGGUUUUGCUGACGUCAGCUCUGUGCUCACCAACAAGCUUCUGACUGUGUCCCUGUGUGAUACUACCCACAUCGUCUGUGUCUCUUACACCAGCAAAGAAAACACGGUGCUCAGAGCAGCACUCGAUCCCAAAAUUGUCUCGGUAAUCCCCAAUGCUGUUGAUCCAACAGACUUUACUCCAGAUCCGCAUAAGAAAAUGAGCAACAAAAUCACCAUUGUUGUGGUCAGUAGGCUUGUAUACAGAAAAGGAAUUGAUUUGCUGGGUGGCAUUAUCCCUGAAAUGUGUCAGAAAUAUCCUGAAUUGCAUUUCCUAAUUGGAGGCGAGGGGCCCAAGCGAAUCAUUUUAGAAGAGGUACGAGAAAGGUACCAACUCCAUGACAGAAUACAACUUUUGGGAGCUCUGGAGCAUCAAGAUGUACAAAAUGUAUUAGUAAAGGGAGAGAUAUUUCUAAAUACAUCUCUAACAGAGGCUUUCUGUAUGGCGAUUGUUGAGGCUGCCAGCUGCGGAUUGCAGGUUGUGAGCACAAAAGUAGGGGGAAUUCCUGAAGUGCUGCCAGAAGAUCUCAUUAUCCUCCGUGAACCAUCAGUGAAGUCGCUUUGCGAUGGUUUAAAGAAAGCCAUUGAUAACCUGAAGUCAGGGACUUUGCCAAGUCCUGAUGCAAUCCACAAGAGAGUGAAAACAUUUUAUACCUGGAGAGAUGUUGCUGAAAGGACUGAAAGGGUUUAUGAUCGAGCGGCCCUUGAAACUGUAUUACCCAUGAACAAAAGGCUUGAGCGACUUAUAGGGCACUGCGGGGUCGUCACCGGCUACGUGUUUGCCUUGUUUGCCAUCGUUAGUUAUAUAUUCCUGCUCUUUCUACGGUGGAUGACGCCGGAUUCUGUGAUCGAUGUUGCUGUAGAUGCCACAGGUCCAGAAGGAGCUUGGUCAAGACAGUAUUCCAAUAAAAGAGAACGCCAAGAAAAUAAUUUUAAUGUGCUGUCAAAUGAGUAAACAAACGUUUAUUAUGUCUGUUGCUUGCUACGCCUUGGGAGAUGUGUACUUUAACCCAUCUUAACAUAAAAACAAAUGUAGAAAUUGUUUGAUCUAUAUGUUUUUAUGCCUGAUUUAAAAAAAAAUCUUUACAAUUUUCUAAAAAGUAACAUAAGCCUGAGUG
Messenger RNA from Spea bombifrons (plains spadefoot toad), 1837 nucleotides. RefSeq names its product phosphatidylinositol glycan anchor biosynthesis class A (gene PIGA). Gene Ontology annotation, biological process: GPI anchor biosynthetic process. The transcript is spliced from 7 exons. The record is from RefSeq and is a predicted model, not a curated record. Gene Ontology annotation, molecular function: phosphatidylinositol N-acetylglucosaminyltransferase activity. The coding region runs from base 217 to 1674 and encodes 485 amino acids. Gene Ontology annotation, cellular component: glycosylphosphatidylinositol-N-acetylglucosaminyltransferase (GPI-GnT) complex. Lineage: Eukaryota; Metazoa; Chordata; Amphibia; Anura; Pelobatidae.